UCUCAACCCGGUCUUAAAUUAUGCUUGAGUAGAUCGGCAAAACGAGCCUGCCGCAUCGGCACAGAUAGAAGGAUUUCGUCGCGGAUUUUUAAGAACCCAGUUACAGAAUUUCAGGUACCAUCUCUGUUUGUUCAUCAUGAGUUCAAAAAUCACCCGUGACACUCUAUUCGAGUGUGUGAAUGCCGUGCUGGAUAAGUCUAAGGAGCGGAAGCGGGGCUUCGUAGAGACUGUGGAGCUGCAGAUCGCGCUGAAGAACUACGAUCCGCAAAAGGACAAGCGUUUCUCGGGCACUGUGCGGUUGAAGUUCACUCCGCGUCCCAAGUACAAGGUGUGCGUGCUCGGCGAUGAACAGCACAUCGACGAGGCCAACGCCAACGGCGUUCCCGCCAUGUCCGCAGACGACCUUAAAAAGCUUAACAAGAACAAGAAGCUCGUUAAGAAAUUAGCGAAGCAGUACGAUGCGUUUUUGGCGUCGGAUGCGUUGAUCAAGCAGAUUCCUCGUCUGCUCGGUCCUGGGUUGAACAAGGCCGGUAAAUUUCCCACUUUGAUCACGCACGGUGAGAACAUGCCGGGCAAGGUGGAGGAAUUGAAGAGCACCAUCAAAUUCCAGAUGAAGAAAGUGUUGUGUUUGGCGGUGGCUAUCGGGAACGUGAACAUGACGCCGGAAGAGUUAGCAUCUAACAUUAGUUUGGCUGUGAACUUUUUGGUGUCUUUAUUGAAGAAGAACUGGCAGAACGUUAGAUCGCUGCACAUCAAGUCCACCAUGGGACCACCUCAGCAACUCUACUAGAUCAGUUGGUUGUACUUCUGUUAACAUCGAUUUAUGGUAUACAAUAAAAUGUAAUCGGGAUUGAAGUCAAUCGUUGUCUUCGUUCGUUCACGCGGAAAAAAAAUUUAAAUUUCGAACAUUUGUGUGUGGUUUAGUAAUAAAUCGGCAGGAUACGUUG
Molecule: messenger RNA, 947 nt
Organism: Paramacrobiotus metropolitanus
Lineage: Eukaryota; Metazoa; Tardigrada; Eutardigrada; Parachela; Macrobiotidae
Product: 60S ribosomal protein L10a-like
Exons: 5
Coding region: 137-790 (217 amino acids)
Biological process (GO): translation
Cellular component (GO): large ribosomal subunit
Molecular function (GO): RNA binding; structural constituent of ribosome
Source: RefSeq, a predicted model, not a curated record